CGCUCUAAAAUAUCGAUAGUUAUGUUUACUGGAGGCCCGGGACGGUAGUGGAAAUCUUUGUGGGUUUCUGGAAUGCAAUUGAUGCUGUCUUUUUCACAUGUUUUUGUGAACUUCUGUAUACGAUAAUUCGAGGCUGGUGAUCGUGUGGUUAUAUAUGGGAAUUAGCUGUUGCAAGACUCACGAAGCACUGCGCCAGGACAGUUAUGAUGUUGAUUACGGAAGAAAUGUCUCAACAAGUCAUGGUGGUUCUAGUUACACAGAUGAUCUUGUUAUGGAUGCCCUCCGUGCUCUCAGGAAGCUCGCAGAAAAGUAAGUCCCUACCAGUAUAAUUUCUUUUGGCGUAACGGAAGCAUGCGAAUAGUAAUUUAUCGCAUAAAUUUCCUGAUGAUGAGGUACAAUCAGUAGACUAUAAUAACAUGACGAGGCUGUCAAAUUAAAACUUGACAGAGAACAAAUGUGUUAAAAAUUAAAUUUUUAUUUUUUCGAAUUCCAAGAAUCGAUUAUAAAUAAAUGUUUCCUUUUCACAGCAAUAUGUUUGGCUCUCAAAUAUAGUUUAGCUUGGUAAUCUUUUGAAUUUUUAUCUUGCAUACCAAGGCACAAUUUGUACAAAUUGCCACUGCAACAUUAUUCGUUAAAAGAGAAACAAAACACCUGAAAUUUUUGUUACUUGGAAUUAUGUAAAUCCUUCAAAUAAUUUUUGCCAAAUAAGGGGGUUAAAACUGAUGGUUGCAAAAACAUGUUCUGGUUUCCUAAAAGAAGUUAUUCAAUACCUUAAACAGGCACAGUAUUACCAUUAACAGGUUACUCUGAUAUCCAAUCUGUAAAGUAAUUCUUUAUGUAAAAUUUUCCCUGCUUUCAUAUAAAUUAUAUAUGGCUUUCCUUGUGCUUCAAAAUGAUCGUUGCUAAAAAAGUGCUGGAAAUUAAGAAUGAAAGUACAAAUUAUAGGUUAAAAAAUUUCCAAAACAUUGAUUCAUAGAUAUGAACAUGAACAAGUCCAACAUAAUGUUGAUAUAAAAUAAAUAUUACCCAUGUUAAUGUGCUUGUUUGAAAAGAAACAUUUUAAUCCCAAGAAUAAAAAAGGUCGGCAGAUGCAGUGAUUUUAAUUCUUUAUCAGGAACAAAGAGCAUUCUUAAAUUUCACUGGGUCCUUCAUGUGGUUUUGUUGCUUCUGCAGCUUCAUGUUGUCUUGUUGGUGACAGUACUCAGCCAUUGUCUUUGAGGCACUUCUUUAAUCCAUGUAAAGCCUUAAAUUUUUCAAGCAUAUCUUCCUGUAGUGUCUAAAAUUGCAGUUCAAUUAUGACAAUAAAUUUGUGGCUUUUUAUCUUAUCCACUCCUCAAAAUGUUAUUUCACUUAACUAUCAUUUGAAAUAAUGAUCUUUUACUCACCAAUAGUUUUGAUCCUUCAGUGUUUCUUGUAUGAAAACUUAACAUAUUAUCCUUACUUUUUUAGUAACAUGGAGCCUCCAGAAUGCAUGACAAUUUUACAUUCUCUGGCAGAAGAAGGUAAAUGGAUAUCUCUUUAUAUAACUUUUGAACUUUUUAUAAUGAACUGAAUGUCAUUUCAAGCAUAAGGAAUAUUAUAUUGCUCUUUACUUAACACAGAGGAGGGAUGGCUGAAUGUUGUCAAGUCAUGCAUAUUUGCUAUUCCUCUGGAAGAUUCACUUGGAGCUGCUGUUGUGUGUCUUCUUCUUGAUGAGUGUCCACUUCCUACAAGGGUGAAUGCUUUAUUGAAAAUUUCUCACAAAUGUAAAAUUGCUUGAAAAAACGUGGUGGAAAUAUAAUAUUAAGGUGUUAAUGGAAAUUAAGAUAUUUGUGGUCUGGUUUCAAAUUUUCAUUUUGAUUAAAUUUACAAACUACAACAUAUGAAGUAUCACAAAACUCCUCUUCAUUCCCUUGAAAGUUUGUUGAGGUUAUAUCUAGUAUCUAGAUAGCAUUAUGUUUUGACAGGUUUAUUUUAAGUCAUGUUUCUUGACUAGUGCUUACUAUUUUUAAACAACAUAAACUGUUACAUUAACUACACUUAAAUUCUUGAUUUUUAAUUCAAGGAUGCAAUAAAAACUCUCUCAUCAAAGCUGAACCUGUCCAAGAGCCUGAAAAAGCUUGUGUUCAAUACCGAGAGAGAUCAACGUCAAAAUGAGCUCACAUCUUCUAUUUGCCGUAACUUGGCUGUUGUUUUGGCAUGUCUGGCUGACAAGUUGGCUGGUUUGUUAAUUUGCUUCAAAUUUAAAGAUCUAUUUGGGUUGAUUACUAACUUAAUUGCUCUAACUAAAAGGAUUAUUUGUUUUCAACCUAAGGUCCUCUGAGUAUUGUAUUGUUGACUCAAGGUACACUGGAGUUUCUUUUGAAAAGACUGGUAAGGCAUGGUGAUCCAAUGACAUUACUGUAUUUACCCAUGUAUAAUACGUGCUCAUUUAUAUAAUAAGCUCAGUUAUGCACGCAUUCUGAUUGGUUCUCACUUAUUAUCUAUUGGAGGACAGACGUAUAGAUGACGUCAUCAUUAAAACUUUUUUUAAUUCUUUAUUAUAUAAAACAAAUAGAUUCCAAGUUGCCAACUUGGAAUCUAUUUGUUAAGUAUAAUAUGUACCCUGAUUUUUGACCAAAUUUUUCAUUAAAAAAAGUUUUCACAGCAAAAAAAAAGUUCAUUCUUCCUACAACUGACGUUUUGCAGUGGUAAGUUUUGUUACCAUUUCGAACUUCUUAUCACUUGUGAUUACAGUAAUACAGUACGAUCGUAAGGUUUAUCUCAUCAGCUGUUUCUUAAAUACUCUACUAAAUUUAUUUAUGGAUCAAAAUUGAAAAUGUUUCAUUGGUAAAUUAUUUAACUCAAGCUAAUAAAGACCAAUUACUAUGAGGCUUUCGUUACUUUCUUUGUUGUGUUUGUGGAUCGAAAUUGAAAAUGUUUCAUCGGUAGAUUAUUUAACUCAAGCUAAUAAAGACCAAUUACUACUAGGCUUUUGUUAAUUUCUUUGUUGUGUUUUUAACGUAUGCAAAUUAGGACAUGCUUGAAAAACAAUAGAAACUGUGUAUAAUACGCACUGUGAUUUUGAUGGUUAUUUUUUAUAGAAAAAAAGAUUGUCUAUUUACUAGGCUCUCUUUAAUAGCUGGAUAAUGUCUUCUCAUAUGAGAUUAUAAUUUUGACUCAAUGAAUGCCUGAUUAAUGCAAAUCUAAUGUUAAUGAGUUUUUUCUUUGUCUUUCAUAGACAAUAGCUGAAUAUCCUGGUGUAGUGCUGAAUUCAAUAUUAGCUUUGGAAAAGUUUGCCCAGACAAGUAUUAUUAUUGUUGUAUUAUUUCACUUUGUUAUAUAUAGGUCAUCUUGAUAUAACUUAAGCAAAGAGUCAAUGUUAAUUUGGAAAUUUUUUUCUAAUAAUCAAGGAAAUGACUUAAAGACAUUAAUUGACAUUAAGUCAGUCUUGGAUAAAACUAAUCAAGCAGGAAUACAUCAUAGAAUCUUUUGUGCAUGUCAGAGUAAGCUUUUGUCCCACUAUCUGGUACAGAAAGUUCAUAAUUAAACAUCUCUAACACUUAAAUAUGUAAUCCAUUGGUAAUAUUUACAUUCACUUUAUAUGAUUUAGAUUAUUGUUUUGAUAGUAUUAGUAUAUGCAAAAAGACCAAAUCAUUGUGUGGAAUUAACAGGUGAAAACAAGCUUACAAUAAGAGAUUCUGGUAUCGCGGAGAUGUUAGUAAAUUUGGAGAAGGAAUGGCUUGGAAGCAAAGACUUUGAGAGGCAUCAGGCUGGAUUUUGUUCUCAGUGGCUUCUUGACAAUACAUGUAAGUUUGCUUCAACCACUGGUUUCAAUUUUUCAAAGUUGUAGCUCUCUUAUCCAUUCCAGGGAAGCUUCUGUUGUCAUUCUGAACAAGCAUUUAUAUCCAGUUUUCAAUGGUAGAGCCCUUUCCUCUUCCUCUUCUUUUGAUUAGCAGAACAUCAGUUACUCUGCAAAACUGAUUAUUGCUUAUGUGACCAAAUGAUUUUGCUGUUUUUGUUUGUUUUUCCUUUGUAUGCUUCAUUUUAUUAAUUGUCUGUGUCUUUUCAUAUUUAUCUCCACUUUUAUAGUUUCCUUUAAGGUAAGGCACAGAUAAUAAUGAUAAUAAUAAUAGUAAUACAUUUAUAUAGCAUCUUUUCCCAUUGUUCCAAAAAUGCUUCACAGAAAGGGAAAUUAUAAUUAAAAAUAAUUUUUUGUAAUAAAGUUAAAAAUCAGGGUCAAAGUUACAACUGCAAAGUUUAAGUUCACACUUUCAAGAAAGUUGGGAAGCAAGUCAUACUAAGCUCAUAUUUUCAUAAAAGAAUCAGUGGUUUGAUGGCAUACUGGAGUCUUGCUUUAUCAAUUUGAAGUUGCAGUCACAAAGAUGAGUUGAUCUUUCAUUUAAUACAUAGAAAUAAUUGAUUUCAGUAUCCCUCCCAUCCCAAUAAAUGACUUAUUUCAGUAUCCCUCCCAUCCCAAUAAAUGACUUAUUUCAGUAUCCCUCCCAUCCCAAUAAAUAAUAGAUUUCAGUAUCCCUCCCAUUCAGCUAUCUCAGGCUGGGUUUAAUUUUAAUCACUUUUAAUGGUUUUGUUCACAGAAUCGCCCAUACUCUUAUGAAACAGCUGAUGUUAGUGGUAUCAAUGUUAUGCUUAAUAACAAUGAUGUGAGCGAUUAUUUAAAAAUAUCCCCUACAGGACUGGAGGUAAGAUAUUGUUCGAUUGGUCACCUCUAAAUGUUUUUCAUCAGUGAGAUGUUUACUGUGGUGAAUAGUUUAACUGGUUGCCUGUGUUUUGGUAAUGAAGAGUAGAAGACUCAGUGCAAGUUGUGAAUGUCUUGACGUGAUCAGCUGAUGCAGAUACUAGACCUGACAUUGAGUAAUGCGUUUGAUUGACAAAUCUGAAACAAACUUGUCUAUGUAGUUGCUAUUGUUUCAUAAAUCUUGUGUUUUAUCUAAAGAAAAAAUAAUCUAUUUUAAAUCAUUGUUUCAGGCAAGGUGUGAUGCAUCUUCUUUUGAAAGUGUGCGGUGUACAUUUUGUGCCUCAACUGGUCAGUUUCUUUUCAUGUCAAAAAUCAGAUUAAACCUUAUUAAGAGUCUUUUGACAAUGAUAGUUAUGAUGAUUAUAGUAGUAAGAAUAAUGAAGAGAAUAUUCCAAUUGUAUUACAUUUACCAAGUGCACAUGUUCAUAAGCAUAUUAAUGGAGCAUGUGAUUUACCUACAGCUGUAGAUGUAUAACUAUAACAGGGUCAAUAACUAGGAAUACACUUACAACAAAAAAUUACCUAAACCAGAACUUAAAGAUUUAAAGUAAAUGUCUCUUACAAGCUUCCUUGAAUGUAUUGAGACUCCCAGUAGAAAUUAGAUGUUGCAGUAGAAAAUUCUAAAGGCCUGGAGCUGCUGACCUGAAUAUUCCUUUCCCUAAUAAUGCCAGUCCUAUCUAAAAGAGAAGAACCUCUUUGUGUGUGUUUGUUAGAGUGAUAAUCAGAGUGAAGCCAGGGUAUAGUUUUCGAUUGGUCGGCACCCUCUUUGUUUCACUGAUUUAUAACUGUGCCUCAGUUGAAAGGCACAAAAUCAAAUAGGUUCAAAUUGGAAUUUAGUGUUCUCUGUUCUCUCAUUCAGCAGUUAAUUCAUCAAGAUGUAGGACAUUUAGACUUACACUGAUUGAAAAAAUUUCUUCAUGUAAUAAUCAUUUCGCGAAAAGUUUUGAAUAAAUUCAAUAAUCUCAAAUGAAAUUUAAAGGUGCACUGCAUCUCUUUAACUCGCAACCAAGUCAGUGCAAGGUCUUACUAAUAGUUUUCAUCAAGUCAAAAAUUAAUAUUUGGUUUAAUUGACAUGUUGUUAUGUUCAGGUGUGUGGUAUUAUGAAGUGACUCUUCUCACAGCUGGAGUGAUGCAGAUUGGCUGGGCUACUAAGGACAGCAAGUUUCUUAAUCAUGUAAGUUUAGAGUGAAGCCCCCUUUCACUUUACUGAUGUCAUAUUCUUUGUGCUCCAUUGUGCCUUAGGUAAUAAUUCUCUGAUCUGUUGGUGUUCCUCAUUGAUAAUUUUUUCUAGGAAUUGCUUUUUAGACUUUUAAGACUUACUCUGGAGCUCAAAAAACAGUUGAAACUAAUAAUAAAAUUUAUGGAAUCUUAUUGUGUUCUAAUUAUAAAGUCAAUCAGCUUAAGACAAUCAAACUACAAACAUCAAAGGUAAUUAGUUUGUGGUGUUGAGAUUAGAUAGGCAUAUAUGUUGACUCAGGUAAUUUAGUGUUAACAAGUGGGUUGAAAACAUUAAUUAGCCACCGUAAAGGGUAAAAAAGCUGACGUUUUGAGCGUUAGCCCUUCACUCGAAACGUCAGCUUUUUUACCCUUUACGGUGGCUAAUUUACGUUUUCAACCCAGUUGUUAACACUAAAUUACCUGCUAUACUCUCCCACCGACGCAGCACCACAGUUUCUUUAGAAACUUACCCCUUUAUAUAUGUUGACUGGUCAGUUCACAGUUGACUUGCUAUUGUUUUAUACUGUACACUGACUAUGAAUGGCUGUUUAUGAACACUUUUUCCAGGAAGGAUAUGGCAUUGGUGAUGAUGAGUUUUCUUAUGCCUAUGAUGGCUGCCGACAGUUGAUAUGGCAUGGAGCCAGGAGUACCCCCCAUCACCACCCCCCUUGGGUACCAGGUCAGUUGGUCACCUGAUCAUACCAUUUUAAUCCCCAAUGUCACAAAUCAUAUUGUCAUAUACAUUAUCAAAUUUAUCACGAUAUGUUUUUUGUAGGUGAUGUUCUCGGCCUUCUUAUCGAUUUAGAGCGUGGUAAAGUGGCAUUUUCCAUGAACGGUGAUACAAUUAUAAGAGACUUUAAGGCAGCACUUUCAGGGUAAGCUCUAUGUAGAAAGAUGUAAGAAGGUAAUCUUGGUUUCAUACGUGCUGAAGUGUAGAUAAGGACCAGUACAGAUGAUAUGACUUGACUUCAGUUGGCAUGAGAUCACAGUCCUCCCAUACGGUCGUGAGGGGAAAUCUACACAGGGAUCACAAUUACAAUGGUGCCACUUUUCAGACCAAUUUUCCCAGUUUGAGUACAGUUCAGAAACGUUUAAUUCAAACUGUAGAAAUCGUUUCUCAAGCCUUUGUUUUUAUUUUAGGGCUGGAUUCUUUGCUGCGGCAAGUUUUAUGUCUUUUCAACACUGUAUAUUUAAUUUUGGAGCUAAACCCUUCAUGUAAGUAUGUUUUCAGUGCUAAAGGGAUGUAUGGAAAACAAGUAUUUGACCACCAGUUAGUGGAUAGAGAUAAUUUUACAAUGAGUAUUAGUCUGCAGUUAUUUCUUUACCAACGCACAGUUACUAUACAGUGGAAUAUUGAUUUGCCCUAGCGCUAAGAGACUGAGAUCGUCCUUUGUCGGAGAAUAUUUUGAUACUACUGGUCGAGGAAAAUUAACCGUUCGUUUUAAAGAGGUUUUCGCAACGAGUUUUACCCUGACAUCGAGGACCUCUCUUUGUGUAGCUAAAGAAGCAUCCCUGCUGCUUUACUUGUAGCCUCAAAUGUUCUUUGUGCAGCAAUAAAAACCCCUUGAAUUUAAGGGCAAGAGUUUUAUUUCAUCCAUGGUCAGCUUGAAAACUUCUACUGAUUGCUUUCUUUUCAGAGUCUUUUAAUCGCAGCUAAAUUAGUCUUUCAGUCUACUCCUAUCUUGAGAAAUGCUUUUGUCUGUUACCGCCUUGUGUUCAAUUUCACACGAUACUUCAACUUAUUUUACUCAACGUUCCUUUUACUCGACUCAUGAAUUAUUGCAGGUUUCCUCCCAACGUCCCUUUCGACAAUUUCAACGAUCAUGCAAACAUGUCUUCCGAGGACAAAAUAGUCUUACCCAGGUAGGACAGAUGAAAUUUUCAGUGAGAGCAAUCUCUUAUUGAGUUUGAUUUAUUUCAGAUUAUUAUUUGGAAUGACACCUCGCACUCCAAUGUUGUUAGCUUAUGAUCUUGGUCGUAACAAUAAGAUUUCACUUGACUCUGAUGAUGACUUCCGCUCAGGUUGUCGAAACGUCAGUUACCACUACCGACAACAGUCCUUUAACCGGCUGUGGGUGUGUAAGAGUCUAACAUUAUUCAAAACUCUUCUCUAGGCACCUGAAAUUAGCUGCUAUCCGCCAAGAGAGUAUAUCCAAUGAUCCUUGUAAAAUAUGUUAUGAGAAUUCUGCUGAUACAAGACUGGAACCAUGCAACCACAGGCAAGUCGAAAAAUUAGCUACAACCAAUUAAAUUAUUUAACCCUUCCAUUCUUGAGGUGCCUUUCGUGUUUCGAAUUUCAGACUUCACUUGAAACCUCUCGAAAUAGCUGAUUAAAAUCUUUGUACUUAACUUGAUCCUCGUUUUAAGGUACGUUUUACUUAUAGGGACGUUUGUAUGAGGUGCGCUGUACAACUCCAACACUGCCCUAUGUGCAGAAUGCACAUUCAAGAUAGGGUUUUGGAAGACCACAGUAUGCCACCCUCGCCACAGGACACCAGCUGA
Molecule: messenger RNA, 8437 nt
Organism: Pocillopora meandrina
Lineage: Eukaryota; Metazoa; Cnidaria; Anthozoa; Scleractinia; Pocilloporidae
Source: the annotation of a GenBank genome assembly